Molecule: messenger RNA, 1848 nt
Organism: Lodderomyces parapsilosis
Lineage: Eukaryota; Fungi; Ascomycota; Pichiomycetes; Serinales; Debaryomycetaceae
Exons: 1
Coding region: 1-1848 (615 amino acids)
Source: RefSeq, a predicted model, not a curated record
AUGAGAGCACUUUCUAUACUACUAUUGCUAUUGACUACCACUGCAUCCAUGGCAGAAAUGGACAUGCAUGGGGAUAAAGAAAGGGCUGGCCAUGAAGAUGAACACGGUAAUGUUGUAUCAUCAUCCCCAUCUCUCAAAGGAGAUUCUUCUUCAGCAAGUGUCGAGUUGACAGCAACUACUGCUUCACUACAGCCAACUCCUCACGUCAUGAAACAUCAACAUGGUGUUCCUAUCUUGGAAACUCACUUGUUACCAGAGGAACGUCUUUAUUGGGAAAAUUACAACACAACAACUUAUUUCACUGUACCUUCAAAACACCGUCCUGCCUUGUAUAUUCACAUUGUAUUGGGUUUAGUUUGCAUUUUCAUUAUUUAUCCAAUUGCUUUAAUUUUCAAUAAUUUGGGAUUAACAAAGACAUAUCUUACUACUUUGUUGGUACAUUCUGUCGCUAUGGUGUUGUCAAUGUUAAAUUAUACUAUUUUCAUCAAUUCAAUACCAAAUUUAUACCCGGGUAAUGCUUACAACUCAAUGAUUGGUAUCUUGUUUGUCACUACUAUUUUACACUUUGUAUUUGCAUUGAUUACUAGUAUAACUCCAAAAUCGGUCACCAAUUCAAUUUCAACCGGUGCUACAUCAACCAAUGCCAAUGGGGGAGGCUCAUAUUUUACCCUUCACUCGCCACCUAUUGGAUGCUCAGACUCUGAUGAGGAUGUUGAUGAACAACUGCUGGUUGAGUCGGCUCCAUUAAACUAUGAAAAAGUAUUUACACCACAAACUAGAUUACAAAAGUUUAAAACAUGGGUGGCUGAAACCAAAUUUCACCACUUUUUUAAUGUCAUUUUCAAUUUAUUGAAUUGGGGUCAUUUCUUUUACUACAUGGUUUUGGUUCCAACUGCAGUUGCUACAUUUUGUGUAUAUGGUGAAGGUAAAAAAGUAUUUAACUUGUUGGCCCAUUUCAUCAAAGGUGGAGUGUUUUUCGCGUAUGGUAUACUUACAUUGGCUAGAUAUAGUGGUGCAUUCACCAAUAAAGGAUGGGCUUGGAAUCAUAAGUUUGUGAGUGCCAAAAAGGGCAAUGUUCAGAACUUCUGGACUAGAUUCCAAAACAGAGGGCUUUGGACAAUGGAAAUGAUUGAAAGCUCAUUGAUCUUGUUUUAUGGAUCAACCAACAUCUUUUUGGAACACUUGUCAAAUGCCGGUGGAGAAUGGUCACCCAAGGAUUUGCAACAUGUGUCAAUUGCAUUCAUUUUCAUCGGAUGUGGAUUAUGUGGUGUAAUCACUGAAUUGAAAUUGCAAGAUUGGCGUUAUGAACAAGCAGUGGCAAACUUGAGAAAAUUGUCUUCAAAUGGCCAUUCGGAAAAUGAAGAGGAAACUGCUGCUGCAUUGAUUGAUGCCAAAGAUAUUGUUAAAGCCAGUCCCGGUUACAGUCCCAACCCCUUCCCAAUUGUUACCAUUUACUGGACAGGUAUUCUCAUGUCUAAACAUCAACAAGCUUCAGAGUUAUCCACUGAUAUUCAUGUGCAAUGGGGUAACUUGUUUGUUCUUGGAUGUGCAUUCAGAUUCUUGACAUAUGUUCUUUUCUUGUUGCAUGCUAGUACACCCAAGGAUUUAUCCAAACCGAGUCGCCCAGUGACUGAAUUGAUUGUUGCAUUUAGCUUAUUGUGCGGUGGUUUAAUCUUUAUGGAGUCUACUGACCCAGUGGUUUCUUCAUUUGAGUAUUACGGAUUAACGGCAAUGUUUACUUUGAAUGUAUCAUUGGGAUUCAUUACCUUGUUUAUGAGUUGGGUAAUGGUGCUUUUCACAUUUAAAGACUGGUUGAAGAAUAAAGUAGCACCAAAGGAAGUGGUGUAA